CUUCAAGCUGCAAGCCACCAACUUCCUUCCCUAUACAUGUUUUCCGUAUAAGCCUAUAAGGUUAUAAAUCGAUCAUUGAACAGAAGAAGUAGGAGACGGAAACUAUUGAGAGAGUAGAGACUGUGAGGAGAAAGAUAUGGUGAGAUCGUUGCCGGUUGCAAUACUGUGGACUCUAUUCCUGUUCGGAACCCUAACUCUCAUUCAGGCAAAAAAGAAGGAAGAUUUGAAAGAGAUUACUCAUAAAGUUUACUUUGAUGUCGAGAUUGCUGGGAAACCUGCAGGCCGUGUUGUCAUGGGUCUUUUCGGAAAGACUGUUCCUAAAACGGCAGAAAACUUCCGGGCAUUGUGCACUGGAGAGAAAGGUACCGGGAAGAGUGGAAAGCCUCUUCAUUUCAAGGGGAGCGCGUUCCAUAGAAUUAUUCCCAGCUUCAUGAUCCAAGGAGGUGAUUUCACUCUUGGUGAUGGAAGAGGUGGAGAAUCAAUAUAUGGUGAGAAGUUUGCUGAUGAGAAUUUCAAGCUGAAGCAUACUGGACCAGGGUUUCUGUCAAUGGCAAAUGCUGGUCGUGAUACCAAUGGUUCACAAUUCUUCAUAACAACUGUGACAACUAGUUGGUUGGAUGGCAAACAUGUUGUAUUCGGAAAGGUGCUAUCUGGAAUGGAUGUAGUUUACAAGAUUGAAGCUGAAGGAAAACAGAAUGGCCAACCCAAGAGUAAAGUUGUGAUUGCUGAUAGUGGCGAACUUCCCCUAUAAUACCCUUGCCUCUCAUCACAAAUUUAAAUCAGUUUAAUCUCUCUAUCCCUCUCCCGCUCUCUCUCUGUGUUAUCAUGAGACAUGUCAUAAUGCCUUUUUUACUCUAGUCUACUUAUGGAGCGUGUGCUAAUGUAUUGUGACGAUGCCCAAGUGGGUACGAGAGGUACUCCUAUUUGGGCUCUUGCCUUUUUGACGCCUCCUCUACGUGUUUGUGUUUGCAUACAGCUCUUGCUGAUGAGGAAUGGAGGCAAUCAUAAAUUAGUUGAAAUA
This is a messenger RNA of Tripterygium wilfordii, 1021 nucleotides long. RefSeq names its product peptidyl-prolyl cis-trans isomerase CYP19-4-like. Gene Ontology annotation, cellular component: intracellular membrane-bounded organelle. Gene Ontology annotation, molecular function: peptidyl-prolyl cis-trans isomerase activity. The coding region runs from base 137 to 751 and encodes 204 amino acids. The record is from RefSeq and is a predicted model, not a curated record. NCBI's taxonomy places the organism in Eukaryota, Viridiplantae, Streptophyta, Magnoliopsida, Celastrales, Celastraceae. Gene Ontology annotation, biological process: protein folding; protein peptidyl-prolyl isomerization. The transcript is spliced from 7 exons.